AUUCCAUUUAUUCAUUGAGAAAACUUAAGUCAAGAAAGAAAGUUAUUCAGACUAAUAUUGGUCAUGCAAAGAAAUCCCAGCAACUUUUGAUUAAAAGAAACUCUAGAGUAAAGAACCAUAAUACUAGAUUUUCAAAACCCUUGAAGUUUCAAAAACAAGAUAAUCGUGAAGUAGAAGCUCAGAAUGCACUCAUAGAAUCUUCACCACGAAGUCGGAGGUGUAUCAGGCUUCCAGCUCGUUACCUUGAUUCUGCUCUGCUAGUUGCAAAUAGUGGACCAUGGGUUGCUCCUGCAAUUUCACAUUCUCCUAGUAAAAAUCAAAGAAAAAGAUCUAUUAAAAGGGGAUUUGAACAGGAUGAAUUCAAUCAAGAGAAAGUCACUUGUAAGCUAGCACCAUCACCACAUUCACCAUUGUAAAUAAACUUAAUAUAAAAAAAAGUAGAAGUGCUAAUCAUGGUGAAGAUUUUGGUACACUUAAGUCAGAUGUAAAUAUUAUUGAAGGCCAUCAGACUGAUGAAAAUAUGUUUGUCCAAAAUCAAUCACUGUCAGACAGAAAAAGAGCUGAGAAAUGCUCUAACACAAAGACUUCAAUGUUAGAUUCUGUUAGCAAGGAAUUGGGUUCUUUCAGUUGUGUCUCUUCUAGUAUUAUUACUGUUGAUUCUGUAGUGAAAAAUGUGAGAAAUAUUAAACAAGGUACAGAAAUGGAUAAAUUGAAAAAUCAGUUUUCUGUUAAGUUAAAAAAUAAAGAACCUCAAGAAGGUAUUAAGAUGGAAAGGAUCAAUGAAGGCAUAAAAGAAGCUGUUGAAGAACAAUCCACAAUUACAAAAAAAGUUGAUUGUUCCAUAAUCACAAAUCAAGUUAAUUAUCCAGAGAAAAUCAAGUUUUGUUUGCCAGAUAAGGUUAUUAAUGGAGUAAAUGUUGCAUCAGAACUUUCUUUGCUUGGAUCAAGUAGUGAAACAAAAAAGGUUUGUGAUAAUAAUGUAUGUGGUACAAGGAGAAGAGAUUCGUUAAACAAAUCGGAAAUUCCAUCAAUUGAUCAAAAUAAAAAAUCACCAGGAGAUCAUAAAUCUAAAACUAGUAAUGAACAGAUAAUUAACUCCGAAAUAAAAAUACCAAGUAAAAAUGCUGAAACUCACCAAAAACCAUCCAUAGCCCAGUCUUUGCAGCAGGGAAAACCUAUGACAUUAAAUGUUGUGGUAGGAAAUAGAACUGUGUCAAUGGUUGUGUUUCCUACAAACUCCUUGGUUUUCCAACAAGCUGGAAAACCUGAAAGCUUGUCUGUUUCACCUUCAAGAAUAAUGCUGACUCCUGGAAGUAAUCACCCUAAUCCUACCAGAUUCCCAGCUACUCAGAACAUCCAAGGAAAUAAUGGAUCCUUCACUGUGCCUUUACUUACUCGAACUGUUACACUUUGUAGUAAAACUUCCAACCAGUUAACAGAUUCACUUGUACCUUCAUCUGGAGCUCAUUCAGUUGUUUUAAACCAAAAGUCUAAUAUUUUGCAAGGAGUAACAGAUGCUAAACUUAAUCUUUCAAAAUUCAGUGUAACAACUUCUGCUCAGGUCAAGCAGACAGUUUCAUCACCCAAAGUUAUACAUUCUGUAACAACACCUUUAACCUUUUUAGACAGUAGUCUUCAGCAAAAUCAGAUAAAUGUUUCCAAUACAUUAAAAAACUUAUCAGAAAAUCCUUUUGAGAAACUUUCUGUAGAAUCUAGAACUCCUACAGUUUCUCAGUGUGUUUCACAGGCCACAAACAAUAUUAGAUUUGCCUCAACUAACUCUUCUACAGUAAGAGUAACAAGCCCAUUGCCAAAGCAGCUGGUAAAAGUGGUCUCUAAUUCAAAAUGUAAAAUGUCUGUAAAUCCUGAACUAGAAGUGAAAACCACAAACAUUUCACCUGUGAUUAGACCAAAUCUUUCAUCUGUAUCUUCAGUAAAUAAAAAUGUAGUUCAUGUUUCCUCUCCAGUCAUGUUGAAGAUUGCAGGGUCCUUUGUUUUGGCCUAUCCCAUUAAAGGUCCAGCUUCAGCCAGUGUAUCCCUUGCUUCAACAGAUAAUGCUCCUGUAACAACAGUUGUAGGAGUGGCUUCAAAAGGACAAGUUGAAAAGAAUUCUUCUCAGGUUUCUCCAUCUUUUCCUGUUGCAAAUGGUGUAAAAAAAGAUGAUUCUAAGCAUCAUUAUCCUUCAACUUCUGAUAAAAAUAUUGGAAAAAAGAAAAACUAUACACACACUUCUCUAGUAUCAAGCCAUGGUGGUAGUUUAUUGAAAAGAAGUCUCUCGGGCACAAACAAUGUUCCAAAAAAUAUUAAUAGUUUGAAUAGAAUUGACUUUGAACAAAAAAAAUCCAUACCCCUGUUAGAAAAUUCCCCCAGUCUACUAGAAAAACUCAACCCAUCUCUUGAGGGUUGUAAUACCUCAAAUGAUACUGAGAUAAAAAUAAGCAAUGAAUUAGGUAACCAAACCAGAAAGUUAAAUAAUUUAAAUGAGGACACUUGCCAACAAAAAAAAGAACCAAGUUCUGUUUUUGGUACGUGUAAAACAACAAACAUGAACAGUAAUGAAAAUCAUAGAAAAAAAGUUUUUGAAAACAGUGGAGAAGUUGUGAUAAUGGAGCAUAUUAAACAUUCUACAGAUCCUACAAGAAAGAAAAUCUUGGGGAAAAAGAACCUGAAAGAAGGGCAUUUCUGCUUUGAAUAUCAAAGUAAAACAAGCAGAAGUGAUUCUUUGGAUCAUUCUUAUGUAGUUAGUGAAGAACCUGAACCUGUUGUAGGUGAAGAUACAGUUGAUGUUAAUCACAACUUUUCUGAUCAGCCCCAUAAUACUUUUGAAAAAGAUCUUGAUGAAUCCGAGUCAUUAAUGGAAUCGUAUUCUCUUCAAGAUGUGGAACAGAUUCCUUUAGAAAAUUGCACAAGUAAUAACUGGAUAAAAUCAAAGUUGACAUUAAAGGAGCAGAGAAGUGAUGAUGCUUCACAGAGUGCUAGUGAAAAGGAUGCAGAAGAUUUCCCCAAUUAUAGAACUUUACAGGAGAGAGAACGUAGAAAGCAACUAAGCCACUUGUGUACCAUCUUGAAGGCUCAUUUUCCAGAAGCUUUCCAGAAAUCGAAUUUUACAAGAAAUGAAGUGCUCCAUCUUGCCACACAAUAUGUUGGAGUUUUGGAGAAAUAUGGAAAUAAUCUUUCUGCGGUAAAAUCUAAGCUUAUGAAAGAUCGGGAUAUUUUACUCUCUAGGUUUUGGAAUCUCGUUAAAGACCUGCCUCCUAGCCAGAGGAAAUCUAUAGUUCGGUGUGUAACUGAAAAGGUUCAGAAAGCUCGGGAAGAAGCAGGACUCAAAGACACAAGAGUAAUUGGUGGAAAAUUCAAACUCAGUCAGCCUUAUCUUCAUUCAAAAUGCAAUACAGGUCAAUCUUUUGAACCCAGUUAUGCUGCAGAGUACAAUUCAUUAAAAGAUAGUGUCAUAGAUGAUGAUUGUGAAGAACUGGAAGAAGAAACAAGGUCAAGAGAAGACAACUAUGUACCAUCCCAGAAUGCACAAUUGAAUCUCAUUAACAUCACAGAAAAAAACUGUGAUUUCUUAAGUACCAUGGAACCGAUGACCAGCACACAGGAGACUGUAAGAUUGGGUGUACCAUCUGUCUCAGGAAUAUCAACAGUCUUACCAGGUUCCCAGCCUUAUACUGGUAUAUACCAGCUCUCAAACCCUGAUGGUAUCUCAGUAACAUCAGUAAAUGAAUCUUCACAUUGUAAAGCUGCAGGAAACAUUGGUAAGAUAGUUCUUCGGUUUACACAAGAAAAAGGAUCUGAUGGAACUGGACCAUCUUCUGCAAAGGUAGACCUGAACAAAGUAGCAGAAGCUGCUAAGAAACUUAUUGGACCCUGUGUCAUUCGUCGUGUGAAACUCAAAGAUGGUAAAACAGUGUAUGCAUAUCGUCCACAUACAAAUAGUGAAAGCAGUAUGUACUCUUUUCCCAAUGUUAAAGGCAUUUCUGAAGAAGGUUCAACUAUACAAGGCUGGAGUGCAACACAGCCAUCACCAUUAAAAACUGGGAGUCCUCUUGUCCAUCACAAAAGUUCCACAUCUUCACAGGUGUUUGAGAUCCCUCUUUCGGAAGUUCUGUGCAAUGAAAAGAAAACUUCUGUUCCGAUACCUGGAGAAAAUAAGGAUCUUGCUUCCCCUGAUAUUCACUCAAAGUUUAAUGACCCGGAUUAUGAUAAGACAUCAGUGCUUAUAUCUGAAGAAGGAGAAAUGUGCUUUGUAACAAAAUUACUUCCAGAGGAUGAAUUGGAACAUGCUGAAGAUGACCUAGAAAUUUCUGCAGCUCAACAUACCAAAAACAGAGAAGACAAAUGUUGUAAAGUAACAAAUUUUAGUGGAAUUUGUAAAGACAGAGAGCCAAAACAUGGGAAUAACCUGACAGAUAUUUCUUUGUAUAAAAGUACUUAUCCCAAGAAUUCAGUGACAGAUGGUGAUUAUACCUUAAGAAGCGAGGCAACUCCUGCCAGAAAUGAAGCAUUGCCAACAAUUGUUCAUCUUGAAACAGAAAGUAUGGAUGAUGUGUGUGUUGAUCAGCAGAGUAAUGAAAACAUUUCUGCUGUUUCUAGCCUUGAAAAGGAAAGAGUUAAUUCUUCUUUUGAAGUCUCAAAUAUUAUCCAUGAGCAAAAGGAACUAAUAAUCAGCAGUGAAGAAAAAAACUUAAACAUAAAAGAAGACCUUAGACAUAAAGAAAUUGAAGUUAUUGAUAUCAGUGAAGAGUCAAAGGUUGCUGAUCAUGAAAGUAAAAAUUGUAAUCAUAAUGACAACCUUCCAACAGAUGCUAAUAUGGAAAGUAAUGCAAUUUGCAUAGUGCAAAGUAAACACGAUAAAGAAUUCAAAUCUGAAGGCCUGCCAGCAAUCAUCAGUUGUUCAUCUAUAAGUGAACAAGAAUUUCAACUGACUUUGGGUGAAGGUAUGUCUGUGUCAUGAUUUAUUUUUCCCAAAGAAAUAAUUUUGUGUGUCUCGGUUGAAGAAUCCGUGAAAAGUGCACUAACACUGGGGGAAAGAAUUGCUCAUCAUAAGAUGAUCAUUACAUGCCAAUAUAUAUAUAUAUAAUAUGAUAUAUAUAUAUACACACACAUACACACACACAUCAUUGUCAUUAAGGAGUUAGCAUGUUAAUCUAGUAACCUUGUAAAGUUUCUUGUCCUUGGUGACAUGUACAAAUUUGUUAUGUUUUACAAAUUAGCUAAUUCUUGAACAUAUUGACAAAAAUUAUGAAUCAUCCAUUUGUAGUUUUUUUCUCGAAGAUUCUUUGAAACUAAAUUUUUAUAGAAUAAUUCCUCAUGGUUUUUUGAAGUUGUGUAUAUCUAGCAUUGAGUGAGUGUGACUUUCUUGCGUGAUAUUGCCAGUUAGUAGAUGCUAAUAAUGUCAACAACUUGCACAGAUUUGUCAGUUUAUUGCGGUGGUUGACUACGUUUCAUGUAAUAUAUGUGUUGACCUGACUGUACAGUUUAUCCUCAUCAAGAAAAUGGACUUUCCUUUUGAAAGUAAAUUUUGAAAUAAUGAUAUGUUUAUAUCAAACAGCAUGUACGAUCUUAAGAACGAAAAAAUUAGUAUAUGUACGUAGCUCAACUUUGUCAUCUUUUAUGCUGCUUAAUAUGAUUUUGAAAUGAAUUAAAUGUGGAUAGAAAAAUGGUUUUAAUUAAAACAGUAACUUUAUGGUAUUUUCAGACAUGUAACUUACUGAUUUUUGUUUGUCAAGUAAAUUAUCUUGUAUCUAAUAUCUGGAUAUUUUACAGAAAGUCUGUGUAUUUGUAUAAACAGUUAUGUUAGUAAAUAUUUGUAAGCCCCUUUUUUAAUAUGUGUGUGUAAAAUGGAAAACCAUUGGAUGUUAAAAGCCAUCAAGUACAAUGUAAACUUUCCAAAUGUUUCCAAACAAAUACUUUUUCUAAUUAGUUUAUCAUUUGCCAGACAUGGAUGAGAUCUAGUGUCACAUGGUAUUCAUGGGGAGAAAACACCAUAGUGAUCAACUUUUUAAGUCUUCUGAUUACCAUAGUUGUUUGUUAUUGUAGUAAGUUCAUGGUUAAAACAAAAUUAGCUAUUGUCUGAAGUGAAAUGGUAUGGAAAUUCCACACACACACACACUUAAAUUCAGUUACUUUGGUGAAUGUUACUGAAAUCUAUGUGAGGUGUAUUAAUCUGUAUUCAUGCUUUUGAAUUCCUGGAAAAAUAUAUAUAAAUGCAAUAUACACUAUAAUGAUUUGAAUAGUUUGGCUGAAACAUUUAAUUAAAGAAAAGUUAUUAAUGCUGGUGACUCAAAAUUAUAACUUUUUAUGUGUAAUUUGUAUCAGGUAAUUAUUAUGAGAAAGUAACACUACUGUGGGGAUAACAUUUUAUAGAGAUUACAAUAGUUUGUGUGAUGGGUGUUUGAUUUUCUCAUAUUGUUAAAAUGUCUAAUGUAAAGCAUAAUACUUAUCCAAAGUGGAUUUUAAUUUACCCUACACUUGUAUUAAAGACAAUAGUAGUUUCAUGUGUGUAAAUAGGUGAAAGGAAAGAUGUUAAGUGUGUCGAUAUAGGAAAUUAUAUAUGUCAGUGGAAAUUGCUUGGUACUUAAAAAUGUUAUUUCUCUGUAUUAAAGUAUAUAUUUUUUCUUGUUUAGGCAAGCAGUAAUGAAAAUGCUUUAAUUAGAAUGGUGUUAAAAAUUUCUUAGUUGUUCUUGUGUUAAAAAUAAAUUUUAGAUUAAGUUACUAAAUUUGUUAAAGUUAUUAAACCUGUAUCUGUGUUUAAGUAAAACAUGGCAAUUCUCAAAUUGUUGCCAUCUUAGCUCAUUGUUUCUUGGAUAAAGUUUUUUAUGAAUAGCAAUCAGGACUAUGAAUAUUUUGUGUGUUUCAGUGUUCAUAAUAUGUGCUUUCAGAACAAUUUUAAAGAAAUAUACAAUCAGGUAAGCUGAUUUGCAUGUAGUGUAAUGCUUUUUUCAAAUAUGUUAAAAAAUGAAGUAAGUGGACUUUAGUUUGAUUUCGAGAAAUAUACAAAAAAUCAUGCAUUGGCUUAGUUGUUGAUGGGGAGUAAACUAUAAAAUAUUUCUUGCAGCAAUUCAGUUAUAACAGUUAACUUGUGAGGUGUUACUUAUUUAAUACUUAACAUUUCAUAUAUAUAUAUAUAUAUAUAACCAAAACACCAAUAUGAUACACUUCGUGUACUAUAUGGAAUACUUCAGAAUUACAAAAGUAUUCAGUGAAUGCAGUUUUUUUUUAAGGAAUGCAUCAUUAAGACAAGUUUAAAAAAACCUCAGUGGGAGAAGAAAUUAUAAAAUAAUAGCACUUCAAAAACUUUUACAUGCAUAUGACCAAAUAUUCUCUACAAGUAAUGAAACUUUAAUGAAAGACAAAAAUCUUAAAAGAGUAUUCAUGAUUAUGUGUUAUUUAACAUGAUAAUUAUCUUUAGAUGUACUGAAGAGUGUUACAUUUAAUAGUUACUUACAUCAGCAAGGUAGGAAAAAUUUAAAUAAUUUGCUGUUAAUUCUAGUUUAAAACAUUUUUUUUUAUUCUUUACCACUAACAUGAGAAAUUUGUGUAUUUUUCUUUCAUGGAACUUGAGUAUAUACAUAUAUAUAAAUAGCAGAAGAAACUUAUGUAGCUACCAUUGUGUUCUAUACAGAAUGGGUUACAACUGUUAAGUGUUUUUGUCAUUUUAGAUAUUAUGCAGUGAAUUAGGAAAAUAAGUCUUUCAUGGUCAUUACAUUUCAUGACAACUUGUAAAUAGCUUCAAAUCAGUUUGUUUUUUGUUUUUUUUUUGUGAAGAUUUUUUGUAGUUUUAAGUUGUUGAUGUCUACCUCAGUGUUGUGUUUUUCUUGUUCUUGUGCAUAUCUAUUUCAUCAUUGUAAAUUCAGAAUUGUAAGUUAUGUACCAAAAGUACCCUAAAACAAAAGAAGAAAUCAGAGCCUAUAAGCCGUCCAAAACGGGUAUUACAGUUCAUUAAAAAAAAUAUGAAAAACAAUAUUUAUUAUUUGAACACUGUAAUUUCUGUACUUUAUAGGAAAAUGUUUGACCACUAAAAAAGUUAAAUACUAUGAUUCUGCUGUAUGCUCAUUUAAAAAGCAAUUUUCUGUAAGUCAGUUUGUGUCCAUCAAUUUCCCUCACUCUCUAGAUUUAUAAUAUGCUGUUUGGAAAAAUCUCUGCUUUGUUUUUGUAACAAUAGGUUGCAUUCUGAAAAAAACAAAACAAAAAAAAACAGUUUCACAGUGAAUUUGUUGUUGUUGUUGUUGUUUUAAGAACAGAGUAGUUAAUGAAUACUGUACUUUAAGAACAAUUCAAAGUACAGUUCAGGUUUUAAUCAUCCCUAAGAAAAUUAAUGAAAUUGCUAGGUAAAAAAAGCAUAUGUAUGUUAUCACAAUAAAUACUCACAGUUACUAUGGUUUCUUAUGGCUGAAUUCAGAUAAAAUAUUUGGUCUGUUUUCAAACUUGUAAUAUCUGGUAUUUUGAUUUUGAGUCUUAUUUUGAAUUAAAAUUUUCAUCUGUAGACUGUAAGUUGAUAAUAUAAGUACAACAUUCAAAUAUUUUGUCAUAAAAGUAUGGGUUUGUGACAAUAAGGUGUGCCAAGGUUGGUUUAUAAAAGUGGAAGGAUUUUAAUGUGAUCCUUCAAAGAAAUUCUGGACUAUUUUAAUUUCUUCUUUGGUUUACAAGUAAUCUAUCAUUGGUCAAUCAGAUGGAUUGUAAUGGAAGUAGUUUCUUAACUAAAAACAUUUUCAUCUUCUAAGUUAUGUACCAUAUCCAUAAUCACAAAAAAAAAGUUAUGUAAAACAUAUGAAAGAAGAAGAAAAACUUACAAGAACUCGUGAGUAAUUGUACUCCAGCUUACAGUGUCUGAAAUAUAAUGUAGAGCUCAUGUAAAGCUAGAUAAUAAGGCAAGUUUCCUUAUUCUUUGAUAAGUAAUUAGUUAUGCAGAAAAACAUCAGGUGAACAAAUACUUGUCUGGCAAGAUAGAGAAACUAGUUACAACCAGAAUUAUUGAAUUUGUAUUGUAGGUUUUAUAGCAGUUGGUAAAGGCAAUAGUAUCCACAUACAAUUUAUGUAUGCUAUCUUCCACACAAUGGAACAUUUUAAAGCAUCCUGUAGCAAGGUUAUGAGACUCAAGUAAUGUUAGCUGACUAGUUCAUGAUUUAUAUUAUUCUGUGCUAUUUUGAAAUACUUGAAAAUAAUAUACAGUUAAAACUGAAGCAAUUUUCUGAUCAUAGUGACACAUGAAUAUAUAUAUGAAAAGGUGCAAUAUUGUAUACAUUAACUUUUAAGUACAGAAUGACAAAUCUUUAAAUGCUGUAUCUGCUUGGUUUAGGAAUUUAUAGUUUUUGUUGGUGAUUUGCAAAUGAAUAAAGUGAUAUGAUUAUAUUGAUUCACUGUUUUCAGGUAAUUUAGGUAAACUGAAGAGCAAAAAUAGUCGUAUUUGUGUGCUAUAUUUUAAAUAUGGUACUGUGUACCUAUUUUUUAAGCAUCAUAAAUUUUUGUCUUGAUUUCUGUUUUUUUCCUCAUGACUAGUUGUACUUCAGUUUACAGAGGUGAUAUUAUAGAAAUGUGGAUAAUAGACGCUUGCAAUAUUUAUGCUUAUAUUCUGUUUUCAAAGAAAAGUUUACUGAAUCCAUUCAUGAUCUAAAUAUUUGUAUGAUGUUUUGUACAAAUUGCUUCUGUUUCUUUGGACUUCGAAGAUUGGUGAAGUAUAUAUAUAGAAAAGUAUAUCUGCACAUCUGUUCUUGUUAUGUGAACACAACUUUUUUUUUGUUAAAAAGUAAAUCAGUUGUGAGAUUUACUCCUGGUAUUGAGCAACCACAGUUCAUUACUUUUGUCGAAAAACUCGAAGUUAUUUUUAUAUCUAGUUGAUAAAAUAGGUCUGAAACAAAAUUUUGAGACGUUCAUAAUUGGUACUCAGGAACUGAAAAUGUCAGAAGCUGUUCAAGAGAGACUUUGUGUAUAGAUGUGUGGUUUUUACCCCAAAAGCAAACCAGUGUAUAUAUAGACGUGUUGGGCAUACACAAUGUUUUGUCUGAAAUCCUGUCUUUGUAAUUAUAUUUCGUGUCAUUAGUAAGAUUUUUUUAGAAAUAAAGAAUUCAGCAACGUUGA
Limulus polyphemus (Atlantic horseshoe crab) is the source of this 10080-nucleotide messenger RNA. RefSeq lists its product as uncharacterized. Bases 521 to 4957 code for a protein of 1478 amino acids. The record is from RefSeq and is a predicted model, not a curated record. The transcript is spliced from 6 exons. NCBI's taxonomy places the organism in Eukaryota, Metazoa, Arthropoda, Merostomata, Xiphosura, Limulidae. Gene Ontology annotation, molecular function: protein dimerization activity.